AUGGCUGAAAACUUUGCUAAAGCAAACCAGUACCAAUACGCCGCUACAUCCAGUUUGGUUCUACAAGCCAACCGCAAAGGAUUGCCUCGCAGAGACCAAGAGCCCACUGGAGAACCCGACUCGUUGUGGGGCAAAAUCGAUCCCAAAUCAUUUGGUUCACGUGUAGAAAGAGAAGCACCCAAAGACAUUGAACAGAAAAAGAAAAAGGCGGCUGCUAGACGCUCUGAUGAUUCCAACGAAAAGAGACGCAAAAAGAAGGAAGAAAAAGCCAUCAGCAAAGCAUACGGCUAUUCAUCUGUUCUUUCAGCGACUGAGGAUUGGGAAGGUCUCAAUUACAGACCUCGCACCAAAGAAACACGCGAAGCUUACGAGCACAUCCUCUCCUUUGUCUACGAGCAUUUGGGCGAUCAAGCUCGUGAUGUGAUUCGAAGUGCUGCUGACGACGUUUUAGAGACACUCAAGACAGAUACACUCAAGGAUUUCGACAAGAAGAAGGAAAUUGAAUCAGUCAUUGGUCACAUUGAAUCUGAACAUUUUGCUCAACUCGUCAACCUGUCAAAGAAGAUUACCGAUUAUUCAGCAGACGGUGAAGCUAUGGACGUGGAUGAAAAUGGCGAUAAAGUAGGCGAGAUUGAUGAUGAGCUCGGCGUCGCUGUUGUCUUUGACGAUGACGAAGAUGAAGAGGAGGAAGACGAUCAGUUUGAAAUGAAGGACGACGAAGAGGAAGACGUGGACGAAGAGACAACAGCUGCUAUUGCUAACCCAGAAGACGACGAUCAGGCUGCUGAAUCCACUGACGAAGAGGAUGGCUUCAAAACAGUGCUUCCUGGGCAAGACAAGGGCAAGAAGAAGGCGCACAAAAAGACAGAUGCCUCCCAGGAUGAAGACGCCAUCUUUCCCCAUGACAUCGACGCUUUCUGGCUUCAACGUCAAAUUGCUGCUCAAUACCCUGAUGCUCACACUGCUCAAGAAAAGACGGUACAAGCUUUUGAGAUCCUUGGGUCCGAGACCAUUGACAUUCGUGAUUGUGAGAAUGAAUUGAUGGGCUUGUUUGACUAUGAUAAGUUCGACCUUGUUCGCAUCCUCACCAAGAACCGUGAUCUCAUUUACUGGUGCACUCGCUUGGCUCGUGUUGAUGGCGAUGAUAAACUCGCUGUCGAAAAGGAGAUAGAGGACAGAAACCUGGGCUGGAUCUUGCGUAGUCUCAGUGGUGAUCGUCAACGUCGCGGUGAAGCACUCGAGAGAAAGGGUGUUGUGGAUACAGCUAUGGAGAUUGAUAGCGAGGAUGCUGCUGCUACUGGUCGCAGUCGUGGCCAGUUGCCUACUACAGUGACCAUUACGCCAGGCACAACAUUGGCUCCUCGUCAAAUGAUUGAUUUGGAAGACCUCGCUUUUGAACAAGGUUCUCAUCUCAUGUCCAACAAGAAGGUCAAGCUGCCUGACGGUUCCUUCAAGCGUUCUAAGAAAGGCUAUGAAGAGAUCCAUGUACCUGCACCCAAGCCUGAGCAGUUUGCUACGGGCGAGAAGCUGGUGCCUAUCAAAUCCAUGCCUGAAUGGGCUCAAGACGCUUUUGUGGGCCCCACUACACUCAAUCGUGUACAGAGUAGACUGUAUCCUACUGCCUUUGGUACCGAUGAAAACCUGUUGUUGUGUGCCCCUACGGGUGCUGGUAAGACCAACGUUGCCAUGCUGACCAUCUUGCAUGAACUUGGCAAAAACCGUGAUCCUGAGACUGGCUUGAUUGAUUUGGAUGCUUUCAAAAUUGUAUAUAUUGCUCCUAUGAAGGCUUUAGUCGCUGAAAUGGUGGGUAACUUUAGCCAACGUCUCAAGCCUUAUGGUAUCAGUGUCGCUGAAUUGACCGGUGAUCGUCAGCUCACUAAACAGCAAAUUGCUGAAACGCAGAUCAUUGUCACUACGCCUGAGAAGUGGGAUGUCAUUACACGCAAAGCAACUGAUCGCAGCUACACAUCUUUGGUGCGUCUUAUCAUUAUCGAUGAAAUUCACUUGUUGCACGAUGAUCGUGGUCCUGUGCUGGAGAGCAUCAUUUCUCGUACCAUCCGCACCAUGGAGCAAACACAAGAGUUGGUGCGUCUGGUCGGUCUGUCAGCUACUUUGCCCAACUAUGUGGAUGUGGCCGCUUUCUUGCGUGUCGAUAACAAGACAGGCUUGUUCCACUUUGACAGUUCUUUCCGCCCCUGUCCCUUAAAGCAACAAUUCAUUGGUGUCACUGAAAAGAAGGCUAUCAAGCGAUUCCAAACCAUGAACGAAGUUUGUUACGAAAAGGUGAUUGAGCAGAUUGAUCAGCGAGAGGAGAACCAAGUGCUUGUCUUUGCGCAUUCUCGAAAGGAAACUGCAAAGACUGCAAAGACGCUGCGUGAUAUGGCCUUGGACAAAGAUACCAUUACUCGUUUCUUGAAGCAAGACUCUGCCAGUCGUGAAAUCCUGCAAUCGGAAGCUGCUACUGUCAAGGAUGCCAAUCUCCAGGAUCUCUUGCCUUAUGGUUUCGCUAUUCAUCAUGCUGGUAUGACGCGUGCUGAUCGUACACUUGUGGAAGAGUUGUUUGCUGAUGGUCAUAUCAAGGUGCUUUGUUCUACUGCUACACUUGCUUGGGGUGUCAAUUUGCCUGCCCACGCUGUCAUUAUUAAGGGUACUCAGAUCUACUCUCCCGAAAAGGGUCGCUGGGUCGAGUUGUCUCCUCAAGAUGUCCUUCAGAUGUUGGGUCGUGCUGGCCGUCCACAGUUUGAUACCUAUGGUGAGGGUAUCAUUAUCACUGCCCAUUCAGAGCUUCAAUACUACCUGUCUUUGCUAAAUACACAGCUUCCCAUUGAAUCUCAAUUCGUCUCUCGUCUGGCUGACAACCUCAAUGCCGAAAUUGUCCUGGGUUCCAUCAGAAACCGUGAUGAAGCUGUGCAGUGGUUGGGUUACACUUACCUCUACGUCCGUAUGCUGCGCAAUCCUUCUCUCUACAGUGUCUCACAGGACGACUUGGAAGAUGACCCUCAUUUAGAGCAGAAGCGUGUGGAUCUGAUCCACUCUGCCGCCACCGUCUUGGAUAAAUGCAACCUUAUCAAGUACGACAAGAAGUCCGGCCGCUUUCAAGUAACUGAAUUGGGUCGCAUUGCCUCUCAUUACUAUGUCACUCAUCACUCCAUGUCCACCUACAACCAACACUUGCGUCCCAUGAUGAGCGAAAUUGAGCUCUUCCGUGUGUUUGCCCUCUCGGAUGAAUUCAAGUACAUCCCUGUACGUGAAGAGGAAAAGAUGGAGCUGCAAAAGCUGCUGGAACGUGUCCCUGUCCCUGUCAAGGAAAGUCUGGAAGAACCUACCGCCAAGAUCAAUGUCUUGUUGCAAGCCUACAUCUCUCAACUCAAAUUGGAUGGUUUUGCUCUGACAUCCGAUAUGGUCUAUGUAACUCAAAGCGCUGGUCGUAUUAUUCGUGCCAUGUUUGAAAUUUGUCUUAAGCGUGGUUGGGCUCAGUUGACUAAAAAGGCGUUGAAUCUGUGUAAGAUGGUUGAAAAGCGCAUGUGGUUGCCCAUGUCUCCUCUGCGUCAAUUCAAGGCCAUGCCUCAAGAUAUUGUGCGUCGCCUGGAACGCAAGGAAUUCCCCUGGGAGAGAUACUUUGAUCUGAACCCUCAAGAGCUGGGUGAGCUGAUUGGCCAACCCAAGGCAGGUCGUACUCUCCACAAGUUUGUGCAUCAGUUCCCCAAGCUAGAUCUUCAAGCCCACGUCCAACCUGUCACUCGCUCUUUGCUCAAGGUGGAAUUGACCAUCACACCUGAUUUUCAAUGGGAUGAAAAGGUCCAUGGUCUUGCUGAAGCCUUCUGGAUCAUGGUGGAGGAUGUCGAUGGUGAGCAUAUCUUGCAUCAUGACUACUUUGUCUUGAAGCAGAGAUACGCUGAGGAAGAGCAUUUGGUGUCAUUCACAGUGCCUCUGUUUGAGCCCUUGCCUCCCAACUAUUAUGUCACUAUUGUUGCUGAUCGCUGGUUGCACUGCGAAACCAAGCUGCCUGUCUCUUUCAAGCACCUGAUCUUGCCUGAAAAGUAUGCUCCUCACACUGAGCUCCAUGAUCUGCAACCUUUGCCUAUUGCUGGUCUGAACAAUCCUGAUUACGAGAAGCUCUACUCUGGAUGGAUCAACCACUUCAAUCCUGUGCAAACUCAAGUCUUCAAUGCCUUGUAUACAACCAAUGAGAAUGUAUUCAUUGGUGCUCCUACUGGCUCUGGCAAGACUGUGUGUGCUGAAUUUGCUCUUCUGCACCUGUGGAAUCAAACCAGCGAUUCUCGUUCCGUGUACAUUGCUCCUUACCAGGAAUUGGUUAAUGAACGUGUUGCUGAAUGGACCGAGAAGUUUGGUAAGCUCAACAAGGAGGUGGUUGCGUUGACUGGUGAGACCAGUGCUGAUUUGAGAUUGCUGGAGCGUGGUGAUAUCAUUUGCUGUACUCCCACUCAAUGGGAUGUCAUCUCUCGUCGCUGGAAGCAGAGAAAGAAUGUACAAAAUGUCGACUUGUUCAUUGCGGAUGAGAUCCACAUGAUUGGCGGUGAUCUGGGCCCUACCUACGAAGUUAUUGUGUCCAGAAUGAGAUACAUUGCCUCUCAGACUCAAAAGGCAAUCCGUAUUGUAGCCAUGGGUACCUCACUUGCCAAUGCUCGUGAUUUGGGUGAGUGGAUUGGCGCCACUUCCCAAACAGUGUUCAACUUCCAUCCCUCUGUGCGUCCCGUGCCUCUGGAAAUCCACAUCCAAAGCUACAAUGUGCCUCAUUUUGCCUCUCUCAUGAUUGCCAUGGCUAAGCCCACAUAUCUUGCCAUCACAGCACAUACCAACAACAAGCCUUCCAUUGUGUUUGUGCCGUCCAGAAAGCAGUGCAAAGCAACAGCGCUUGAUCUUAUCACUUAUUGUGUUGCUGAUGACAAGCCCUACCAGUUCUUGGGCUGCAAGGUGGAGGAAAUCCAGUCUCUGCUAGACCGCGUGCAAGACAAAUCGUUGGUGGAGAACCUGCAACACGGUAUUGGCUUCUACCAUGAGGCUCUUUCCAAACAAGACAAGAAGAUUGUGGAGCAGCUCUAUGAAACGGGUGCCAUUCGUGUCAUUAUCGCCUCUCGUGAUUCUUGCUGGGGACUCACGCUUCAUUCACACAUGGUUGUCAUUAUGGGCACACAGUACUUUGAAGGCAAGGAACAUCGUUAUGCUGACUAUCCCAUCACCGAUGUCUUGCAAAUGAUGGGCCGUGCUUGUCGUCCCAAGGAAGAUGAAACUGGCAAAUGUGUGUUGAUGUGUCAGGCCAACAAGAAGGAGUUUUACAAGAAAUUCUUGUACGAGGCUUUGCCUGUGGAAUCGCAUUUGGACCAACUGCUGCACGAUCAUUUUAAUGCUGAAAUUGUGACCAAGACCAUUGAAAACAAGCAAGACGCUGUGGACUAUCUCACUUGGACCUUCUUGUACAGACGCAUGGCUCACAACCCCAACUACUAUGGCUUGCAGGGCACCUCACAUCGUCAUUUGUCUGAUCACCUCUCAGAGCUGGUAGAGACUACGCUCACUGAUCUGGAGGAGACCAAGUGUAUCACCAUUGAGGACGAAAUGGACAUCAGUCCUCUCAACCUGGGUAUGAUUGCUGCCUACUACAAUAUCAACUACACCACAGUGGACAUGUUCAGUGUCAGUUUGAAGAACACCACCAAGCUCAGAGGUCUGCUGGAGAUUGUGUCUUCUGCUACUGAGUUUGACAACAUUCCUAUCCGCCAUCAUGAAGAGGCUGUCUUGAAGCGUAUCUACGACCGCGUACCUGUCAAGUUGGCUACACCCAAGUUCAAUACUCCUAGAAUCAAGACCAACAUCCUGUUACAAGCGCACUUUUCUCGUGUUCAAUUACCAGCAGAUCUCCAGUCAGAUCAAACUGUGAUUCUUGAAAAGGUGAUUCCUCUCUUGCAAGCUUGUGUGGAUGUCAUCUCUUCCAACGGUUGGUUGUCGCCUGCUUUAGCUGCUAUGGAACUGUCUCAAAUGUCUGUGCAAGCCAUGUGGGAUCGCGAUUCUCCUCUGAAGCAAAUUCCUUACUUUACCAACGAAGUCAUCAAGCGAUUUGAGGCCAAUGAAGUGGAGUCCGUGUUUGAUAUCAUGGAGUUGGAAGAAGAUGUGCGCAAUGAUUGUCUCCGUAUGGAUCAACGCAAAUUGCGUGAAGUCAUUCGCUUCGUCAAUAGAUACCCUAGUGUUGAGGUUGGUUUUGAGGUGGCUGAUAAGGAAUCUGUGUCUGCUGGUGGCAUCGUCAAUGUCAGAGUUCAACUGGAGCGUGAAGACGAAGACGAGGAGGAGCAAGAAAUUGGCCCUGUGAUUGCACCUUACUUCCCCAAGAAGAAGGACGAAGGCUGGUGGAUCGUGAUUGGCGAUCCAGAGACCAAGACUUUAUUGGCUAUCAAGCGAGUGACAUUACAACGCAAAUCUACUGUGAAGCUUGAUUUCGUGGCUCCCAAGGCUGGUCAUCACACCAUGAAGGUCUAUUUGAUGUCGGACAGUUACAAUGGCUGUGAUCAAGAGUUGGAUAUGGACUUGGAUGUUGCUGAAGGUGAAAGCAGUGAAGAGGAGAAUGAGUCUAUGGAUGAAGAUGAAGAGUAG
Messenger RNA from Mucor velutinosus, 6606 nucleotides. RefSeq names its product Pre-mRNA-splicing factor cwf16 (gene cwf16). NCBI's taxonomy places the organism in Eukaryota, Fungi, Mucoromycota, Mucoromycetes, Mucorales, Mucoraceae. Gene Ontology annotation, molecular function: ATP binding; nucleic acid binding; ATP hydrolysis activity. The record is from RefSeq and is a predicted model, not a curated record. The coding region runs from base 1 to 6606 and encodes 2201 amino acids. The transcript has a single exon.